GAGACGCGAUUAUAUAAAUGGCAUGCACUUUCCCUCAUCUCCUGUGGAAUGCAGUCAGAGCUGUUUUUUCGAACACUUACUGCUUAAAAGUUUACUAUAAUGGGAACUUUAAAAAAAGUCCUGAUAGCUAGUUUGUGUGUGGCUUUCCUCGCUGUCAAGUGGUCUGCACCUGGCUUUGAUGCAGAAUCUCUCAGAGGGGCCAGAGUGUUGGUGACUGGGGCUAGUACUGGUAUUGGAGAACAAAUGGCUUAUCACUACGCCCGCUUUGGUGCACAGAUAGUGAUAACAGCUAGGAGGGAGAAAGUUUUACAGCAGGUGGUAGAGAAGUGCCAGAGUUUGGGGGCCCAGAAAGCCUUCUACAUAGCUGCAGAUAUGGCCAGUGAGUCUGACCCUGCCAAUGUGGUAGACUUUGCUUUGGAGAAGCUUGGUGGGUUGGACUACCUGGUUCUCAACCACAUAGGCCCAAGCCCCUUCAGCAUGUGGGAGGGAGACGUGGAGCACACCAAGUGGCUCAUGCAGGUCAAUUUUUUCAGUUAUGUUCAGAUGGCUUGGAAAGCUUUGGACUCCCUAGAGCAGAGUAAAGGAGCACUGGUGAUAGUAUCAUCACUUCUAGGUAAAAUGGCCAGUCCCUUUGUUGCACCGUAUACCUCAACAAAGUUUGCCUUGAAUGGUUUCUUUGGAGCCCUUCAUCAUGAGCUGGCCAUGAAAAAGAGUAAUGUGUCCAUCUCUAUAUGCACACUGGGGCUCAUCGAUACUGAAGCAGCCAUGGACAAAGUUCGGGGGAUCACUAACGUACCAGCCUACCCAGCCACAGAUGCAGCCUUGAACAUCAUCAUUACGGGAGCUACAAGACAGACUGACCUAUUCUACCCUUGGUUUACCCAAGCUGUGACUCUCAGCAAAGACUGGUUCCCAUCCCUCACAAGCUAUAUAAUCCAGAAGUCCUACAACUACAGCCCAUGACAUACUUCAUCCGUAAAAAUGCUGCUGUGGGACGCUGUGUAGAAUGACAAAGAAAAACAACAGAAUUUGAUGGUUUGCAAAUCAUUUAAACCCGGGUUUAAACGCCGGGUACUCUGGCUUCCUCCCAGAAUCCAAAAAACAUUGUCUCCAGUUUAAUUGGUUACGCUAAAUUGCAUCUAGGUGUGAGUGUGUGUGUGAAUGGUUGUCUGCCUUUCAAUGUUUGCCCUGUGAUAGGUUGGUGACCUGUAGAGGGUUUACCCUGCCUGCUGCACAAAGUCAGCUGGGAUAGGCCCAAGCCCCCGUGACCCCUGAUGGGAUAAGCGGUCAAGAUAAUGGAUGGAUGGGUAGAUGGAAGGUUUAUUUUUUCAGGGAAGACUUUGCACAUUUUAAUGCAAGGCGAUGCGACACUACAUUCUGCAAAUAUUUCAACAGCAUGGUAUUGUGGUAGAAGAGUCCAGGUGCUAAACUGGCCUGCCUGUAAAAAAUGUAAAACAUUUGGACCAUCAUGAAAAGAAAAAUUUGACUAAGGGGACUUCAACCUGUUGAGCAGCUGAAAACCUAUAUCAGGCGAGACAUUUCUCUUUCAAAGCUCCAGAAACUGGUCUCCUCUGUCCCCAAACAUUUACAGUGUGUUUUAGAGACAGAGGUGAUGCAACACAUUGGUAAACAUGACCCUGUCCACAUUUUUUUCAAAUUGUGUUGCUAGCACCAAAUUUACAUUUAAAUGUUUUUAAGUUUCAACAAUGAAUAAGUAGUCUUUGCAUAAUUUUUAGGAGUGAGCCCGACUAAGGAUUUGCUUAGUCGAAUCUGAUUCAUCAGAUUUUGCCCAUAGUCGACGAAUAGUCGAAUGUUUGUUGUUUUUCCU
Notolabrus celidotus (New Zealand spotty) is the source of this 1828-nucleotide messenger RNA. It is a transcript of the gene hsd11b1la, whose product is annotated as hydroxysteroid (11-beta) dehydrogenase 1-like a. The record is from RefSeq and is a predicted model, not a curated record. The transcript is spliced from 6 exons. Gene Ontology annotation, molecular function: oxidoreductase activity. The coding region runs from base 100 to 963 and encodes 287 amino acids. NCBI's taxonomy places the organism in Eukaryota, Metazoa, Chordata, Actinopteri, Labriformes, Labridae. Gene Ontology annotation, cellular component: intracellular membrane-bounded organelle.